AUGUUUGAAACUCCUGGGACGGUAUAUAUAUGGGAUUCUGCUACCGGCGUGUGCAUCCAAACAUUCGUCACCCGAAGCUGCGAGAGUCUGAUCGAUAUUAAUUUCACACCAGACGGCGAUUCUCUCGUUUCGGCAUCUGGAAGAGCGGUGCAAUUCUGGGAUGUUUCUACAGGCAAAUGCAUACGAGAAUUUGAGCCUCAUUGUGAAGAAGUUCACGAUAUAGCACUUUCCGCCGGUGCGAGUGUUGUUGCCUUUGCUUUGAAAAAUGCCAUACAAGUUUGGGACUCCAGUAUUGACGAGAACAGUAAAGAGGGUCGUCACUUACUGGCCCUAUCGCCAGAUGGAAAAACACUAAGCUCUUCAUCAUGGGCCUCUAAAAUCAAGGUUUGGGAUGCUAUGUGUGGAUCCUGCAAACGAGUCAUUGAACCACCUGCCUUUGCUUCGACUUCGCACUUGUCGCCAAAUGGCAAAACUUUAGCAGUCGCUCAGGACGGUAUUCAUCUGUGGGAUAUUGCCAGCGGCAAUUCCGAGCAAGCCUUUGGCAAUUUCAAAGGAGGCACAUCCCUAGCAGGCUUCUCACCGGAUGGGGCCAUUUUUGUUGCAGGGUUUUUCACUGGGAAAGUGCACCUGUUUGAUGUCUCAACCAGGACUUGCACCAAAACUUUUAACCAAGGCAUUCCUGCCCAUAGGUUCGCUUUCUCAGGGGAUGGAAGAUUUUUCGUCUUGGCUUCAUCGGGGGGUAAUGAUCCGAAUUUUCGAUCUUGCCAGUUCCGAUGA
Molecule: messenger RNA, 777 nt
Organism: Penicillium macrosclerotiorum
Lineage: Eukaryota; Fungi; Ascomycota; Eurotiomycetes; Eurotiales; Aspergillaceae
Product: WD40 repeat domain-containing protein
Exons: 2
Coding region: 1-777 (258 amino acids)
Molecular function (GO): protein binding
Source: RefSeq, a predicted model, not a curated record